Molecule: messenger RNA, 1604 nt
Organism: Patiria miniata (bat star)
Lineage: Eukaryota; Metazoa; Echinodermata; Asteroidea; Valvatida; Asterinidae
Product: monocarboxylate transporter 12-like
Exons: 4
Coding region: 1-1287 (428 amino acids)
Biological process (GO): transmembrane transport; monocarboxylic acid transport
Molecular function (GO): monocarboxylic acid transmembrane transporter activity
Source: RefSeq, a predicted model, not a curated record
AUGGGCGAGGCAACGGGGCCAGACGGCGGCCUCAUGGGCUGGAUUGCGGUCCUCGCCUGGUGGACGAACAACUUCAUGUGGGUCGGGAUCACUAAGGGACUCGGAAUAAUGCUGCCGACUUUGAAGCAACAGCUGGUGUCCCAAACAUGGAUCAUUGGCUGGAUUGUGGCCCUGGUGAUCGCUAUGUUUGGGUUCGUAGCUCCUUUUGCGGACUUAUUCAGAAGGUGGUUUGGGGCACCUUACAUCAUCAUGACGUGCAGUGCAAUGAUUAGUGCUGCUGCUAUUGCUGCAUCUUUCGCACAGACCACUCUGCAACUGGCUUUGCUGUUUGUCUUGAUGGCGGGCACUGGUUGGGGAAUAUUAAACGUUGUGGCAAAGGAGGCUGUCGGGCGCUGUUUUACCAAGAACUACGCGACAGCCAACGGGAUUGCGCGGACCGGCUACUCGGCGGGAUUGUUCGUCUUCACGCCCCUAGUCCAACUUUUCCUCGAUACCUACGGAUGGAGAGGAACUACGCUUCUCAUUGGAGGAAUCAUGUCACAUGGUGUCGUGUGUGGCGCCCUCAUGGUCACAAAAGGUGCAGCGGAUUCAACCAAACCAAAGACUGAUUAUCAGUAUCUGGCUGGCAAGAACGAAUCUUCAGCCUCACGAGGAACAACCGUCCCGUCUCGCUGUUGCGCUUCAUGGGAGAAGGUUUCCGGGAGUUUGAAUUUGGGUCUGAUGUGCAGUGCGAGAUACUGGUCUGUUGCUAUCAUAUUUUGCACAACAAACUUCGCUUAUGACAUGUGGAUUGUGUAUUUUGUGACACAUGCGCUUGCUCAAGGCUUUACCAUCCAGGACGCAAGCCAUUUCAUCCUGGUCGCUGGGAUCGGAAAUCUGGUUUCCAAAGUCGUCCAGGGGUCCGUAACGGACCGGGGCCUGGCACCAUCCUGGUGUAUGUCAGCCGUAGCCACAGUGGUGGGCUCUGUGUCGCUCUGCGGGACCGCGUUGACGACUUCGUAUUGGACUAUGAUGGCGGUGUCAUUAGUGAUGUUGACCAGCAACGGAGUAAUCUUCUCACAAACGGAUGUCCUUGUCAAGCAGGUCCUGGGAGUUGAAUUGCUAGCUGGCGCCUUUGGGUGGAUAGAGCUAAAAGCUGCCGUGUUGGCCACCGCUUUUGGAUUUCUGCCUGGAUGGAUGUACGAUACCACUGGUAGCUUCACCGCAGCAUUCAUCAUGCUAGGCUUCGUUCAAGGCGUGUCACUGAUACCUCUUCUUAGUCUUGGAUAUCUCAAGAUCGUCAAAUAGCACCAAGAGUACUCGUGUGAAGGGCAACAUCCAUGAAUAAGAACCAUUUCAUUUUUGGCACACCGAUGCCACUUUUUUUUGUCAUUAAGCAUGUGCAAAAGAACCUUAGACUGAAAAUAUCGAAACAAACAAACAAAAACAAAAUCAACCACCCCAAACUAAAUGUGUUAUUAGCCAGCAGAGGGCGCAUUUCAUGUUCUGCGGUCACGUUGUAUCCAUAACUUGAAAGGGUGUCCUAUCGUAUUUUGUAUAUUGUAUAUAAAGCGAGUUUUAUUGUUAAAAUACAUCCUUACCUUUAUUGAAAUGUUUGCUUGUGA